CAGUAGCUUCAUUCGCAGCCGAACCAUCGACAUCAGCAUGCAGACGCAGUGUAUCCUCCUUCUCUUGGCCGCCAGUCUGGCCAUAUGUGUGGCGCGUCCGGAACCACCUAGAUCGCGUUACGGACCGCCGCCACCGCCGGCUCCCCAAAAGGAAUACGGUCCUCCGGCCCCGGCAGCACAGCCUCUACCCGUUUACGGACCACCAGCCGCCUUCUACGGACCACCAGCCGCCUCGGAGGCGCUCGUGACCAAGAACGUGUACGUGCAUGUGCCGCCAGAGGAGCCAGAGUUCUAUCCGGCCUCGUCGCCCAUCCAGACGGCCGUUCCCAAGAAGCACUACAAGAUCAUCUUCAUCAAGGCGCCCAACCCUCCGACCCCUGUGCGCCAGGUGCUCCCUCCUCCGGUCCAGGAUGAGCACAAGACCCUUGUGUAUGUUCUGGUCAAGAAGCCCGAGGAGCAGCAGCCCGUCAUCCUGCCCGCUCCAGAGCCCACAGAGCCCAGCAAGCCAGAGGUCUACUUCAUCAAGUAUAAGCAGCAGCAGGCCAAGCCGGCCACCCAGUACGGCCCACCACCGUCCGCCCCAUCCGAGGAGUACGGAGCACCACCUGCCCCCCGCACCGUCGAGCAGUUCUAGUUUGUAGUGUCGUCUAGGUCUACAGCCCAUGAAUGUAAAUAUUAUUUAUGAUCGCUGCCAUUAAAGAGAGUUUAGAGAAAGC
Molecule: messenger RNA, 716 nt
Organism: Drosophila melanogaster (fruit fly)
Lineage: Eukaryota; Metazoa; Arthropoda; Insecta; Diptera; Drosophilidae
Gene: Twdlbeta
Product: tweedlebeta
Exons: 1
Coding region: 38-634 (198 amino acids)
Source: RefSeq, marked reviewed